Balearica regulorum gibbericeps (East African grey crowned-crane) is the source of this 1017-nucleotide messenger RNA. The record is from RefSeq and is a predicted model, not a curated record. NCBI's taxonomy places the organism in Eukaryota, Metazoa, Chordata, Aves, Gruiformes, Gruidae.
GACUACAAAGCUGAUGAAGACCCUGCGUUAUUCCAGUCGGUUAAGACGAAGAGAGGACCUUUGGGGCCAAAUUGGAAGAAAGAGCUAGCAACUGAUGAAGAGUGUCCUAAAAUGUGUGCUUACAAGUUGGUGACUAUCAAAUUUAAAUGGUGGGGACUGCAGAACAAAGUUGAAAACUUUAUACAAAAGCAAGAAAAAAGGAUAUUUACCAACUUUCAUCGCCAGUUGUUCUGUUGGAUUGACAAAUGGAUUGAUCUGACUAUGGAAGACAUUAGGAGAAUGGAGGAUGAAACCCAAAAGGAGCUAGAAGCGUUACGUAAUCAAGGCCAAGUCAGAGGAACAAGUGCUGCCAAUGAUGAAUGAUGAUGGAUUUAACCGUCACAUGCAGUGUUGAUAUACAAAUGUGUGUGUGGAUGCAUGAUUAUUUGUAUAUAAUUAUAUAUACGCACAUGCAUACUGAAGGGGGUUGUUACAGUGUCUCCAGGGUACUAUACCUGUCCUCAGCAAAGAUUCAAAGGAAACUGCUUACAUUAUGUAUACCUGAAGCAAAUAAAAAUCAACUGAGUAGUGUCAUUUAAAGGGUGAAUUAACUGCAGAAUUAUGCUAACUGGUAUGUUUCAUGAAUGUCAAUACUGGACCAAUUUAUUCCCUACUUGUUUUUUUUUUUUUUUCCUGUCUUGAGUCACUCUGCUAUAACUUGCCCAUAUCUCGUUGUAAAGAAACAGAUACCAAUAAGUUAAUUUCAGUUUUGUGUCUUCCCUAUGUGAUUAUUUUGGAAUAGGAACAAUGAAUGUAUUUAUAGCUAUUUAUUUCUGGAUUGUCAUUAUCCUAUAGUCAAAUCAGAAAAAAAUUUCUAUUAGUGGAAAUUGGAAGACUUUUACUGUUGAAUAAGUUUAACCCAAACUUUACCCAUUCACUGAUUUAAAAGGAAAAAAAAAAAAAAGUGUUUUAUUGGACUUUUGUACAUUGAAAUGCUAAUGUUUUUUCUUCAUUAAAAUUGGCAAGAUUAAGGAAAAA